UUUAAAAUACAGGGAGUAUGAGAAAUUUGAUUCCAAUCUGAACCCUAACAUCUUGAGAGAAAAACACUAGGUCCCGAGCUUUCACCAUUACACAAUCCAUCGUGGCGUAGGAGUUGUGUGAAACUGUGAAUGCAGUGAUAAACAGAAAGAAUCGUGUGUGGAAUGGAUGGAAAUAAACAAGAUUAAUUUGGUCCAUGGGCGGCCACAUCGUGGGGAUUUGUCUGACAUUCUUUAAAUCAUCCAAAGACCGACAUGACAACCAAGGAUGCCCUUCCCUGUUUUCCCUGUUAGCAUACACUAAGAUGAGUCUUAAUCAUCCUACCAACUAAAUCAAGUUGACCAAAACGAUGAGAAAUAACAUUGCUAAAGGAGGAAACAGCAUGGAGAUGAAGAUCUUGUAUCUGCCUCAUGAAUUGAUAAUCCAAAUCCUACUGAGGUUGCCGGUGAAGUCUCUUAUACGUUUCAAGUGCAUUUGUAAGUCAUGGUUCUCUCUUAUCUCUGACCCUCGCUUUGCAAAAACACAUUUUGAACUUACCACCGCACACACUGAUAGAAUUUUAUUCAUAACAUCGACUCCUGAAAUUCGAUCCAUAGAUUUAGAAGCAUCCCUUAACGAUGAUAGUGCUUUUACUUCACCGAACCUUAACUUUUUGCUUCCUAGAUCUUAUUCUGAUCUUGAAAUUAAAGGUUCGUGUAGAGGGUUUAUAGUUUUGUGUUGUUCUUCAAACAUCUACCUAUGGAAUCCGUCCACCGGAGUUCACAAACAAAUACCUUUGCCUCCUUUUGGUUCCAAUUUGGAUGCAAAUUAUUUCUUUGGAUUUGGUUAUGACCAUUCAAAAGAUGAUUACUUAGUGGUUUCAAUGUGUGAUGAUCCAAACUCAGCUACAUUUUUAUCACACUUAGAAUUUUUCUCAUUGAGAGCUAAUACAUGGAAAGAAAUUGAGUGUACUACUAGUACUCACUUCCCUUAUAUGAAUGCGUGUGAUGAUCCUAGAGUUGGGUGUCUCUUCAAUGGGGCUAUUUAUUGGAUGGCUUUUCGUCAUGAUAUAUCAAGGAAUGUUAUUGUUGGCUUUGAUUUAAUGGAAAGAAAACUUUUAGAUUUGCAAUUUCCAGAUGAUUUUGACCAUGAACCUACCAAUUGUGGUUUAUGGGUAUAUGGAGAAUUUCUAAGUUUAUGGGCUAUAGAUUAUUAUGAGAAUGAUACGGUUGAAAUAUGGGUGAUGAAAGAAUACAAAGUGAAUUCAUCUUGGGCAAAGACUCUUGUUCUUUCUAUUGACGACAUUCCCACUCAAUACUUUUCUCCUUUAUGCUCUACGAAAAGUGGUGAUAUUAUUGAAACCGAUGGUGUUACUGGAUUGGUGAAGUAUAACAACAAAGGGCAGUUGCUAGAGCAUCGCUCCUAUUGUAACAAUGCAUCUAUAUCCGAAGUGGCUCUGUAUUCAGAGUCUCUACUUUCACUCCCUGAUGCGAAUGAACAAGCUUAAGAAGAUGAUAAUACAAGCUUAAGAAGAUGAUACAAACAAGAAGAAUGAGCUUGUGAAAUAUUCUCUCUCACCAUUUUCUUGAUAUUUAUAAUUAUAUUGUAUUAUGUACUCUUGGGUUAUUGCAUAUGUAGGGUAACAUGCAUUUGUGGCAUGAGCCAGUAUGCAACAUGAGUUGUUAAAUGUACUUAAUUAGUUUGUUAUUAUCCUAA
Molecule: messenger RNA, 1693 nt
Organism: Trifolium pratense (red clover)
Lineage: Eukaryota; Viridiplantae; Streptophyta; Magnoliopsida; Fabales; Fabaceae
Product: F-box/kelch-repeat protein At3g23880-like
Exons: 2
Coding region: 348-1484 (378 amino acids)
Molecular function (GO): protein binding
Source: RefSeq, a predicted model, not a curated record